Molecule: messenger RNA, 1713 nt
Organism: Chlamydomonas reinhardtii
Lineage: Eukaryota; Viridiplantae; Chlorophyta; Chlorophyceae; Chlamydomonadales; Chlamydomonadaceae
Exons: 12
Coding region: 212-1630 (472 amino acids)
Biological process (GO): L-tyrosine catabolic process; L-phenylalanine catabolic process; homogentisate catabolic process
Molecular function (GO): fumarylacetoacetase activity
Source: RefSeq, a predicted model, not a curated record
GCAAGCAGAUUGCACGUUCGUUCAACCCGGCGCUAUUGGUUUUUUUAUGUUAUGAGACGCGAUACCGUUCAUGAGAAGUGCACUGUGUGUGCAACCUUUGAAAGCCAGGUUUAAUUCAGCACUGCUUAAGCGGCAAAAGGGCCUCGGCCUGCACUACCUGUCGUCACAAAACCCUCGUCGCUGCAGCGCGCGGCGUCUGUGCUCGGACGGCAUGUUAGAAAGCUUCAUACCAGUAGCGACAGACAGUGACUUCCCGCUAGAGAACCUGCCAUGGGGCGUGUGGGAGUGGCGCGAGCCCGGCUCGUCAGCUCCCAGCAUCCACGUCGGCGUCGCGCUGGGCGAGCACUGCGUCUCGGCGACAACGCUGCAGGCUGCCGGCUAUCUCCAGGACCUGCCCGGUGCCCCUUCGGGGGUGUUCUCCCAUGGCCGGCUGAAUGAGUUCAUGGGAUCGGGCCAGCCGGCCUGGCGCGCGGCCCGCCAGCAGCUGCAGCGGCUGCUAGCCUCAGGCGAGGGCGCGGUGCGGGAUGACUUGGAGCUGAGGCAGCGGGCCAUACACCCUGCGUCUGAUGUGCGCAUGCUGCUGCCGGCCGAGGUGGGUGACUACACGGACUUCUACGCCAGCAGGCAGCACGCCACCAACGUGGGCGUCAUGUUCCGGGGCGCAGCCAACGCGCUGCAGCCCAACUGGCUGCACCUGCCGGUGGGCUACCACGGCCGCUCCUCCUCCAUCGUGCCCUCAGGGGUGCAUGUGCACCGACCCAGGGGCCAGCUGCUGCCUGCGGGCGCCGCCGCCCCCGUGUUCGGCCCCAGCGCCCAGGUGGACUUUGAACUGGAGGUGGCGGCGGUCAUGGGCCCCGGCAACCCGCUGGGCUGCCCCAUCCCGCUGGCCGAGGCCUGGAGCCACGUGUUCGGCCUGGUGCUGCUGAACGACUGGAGCGCGCGCGACAUCCAGAAGUGGGAGUACGUGCCGCUGGGGCCCUUCAACGGCAAGAACUGGGCCACCCAGAUCUCGCCAUGGGUGGUGACGUUGGAUGCGUUGGAGCCCUUCCGCACGGCCCUGCCGCCGCAGACGGAGCCCGAGGUCCUGCCGUACCUGCGGGAGGAGGCGCCGUACCGCGUCACGUACGAUGUGGAUCUGGCGGUUGACAUCGUUCCUGCGGUGCCGCACGACUCCGGAUCCGGAUCCGGUCGCGCCGCCACAGUCACCCGCUCCAACCUCAAGAACCUCUACUGGUCGUUCGCUCAGAUGGUGGCGCACCACACGGCGGGCGGCUGCAGCCUGAGGCCCGGAGACCUGCUGGGUAGUGGGACCAUCAGCGGCGACACGCCCGGCUCCCGCGGCUGCCUGCUGGAGCUGACGUGGGCAGGCCGGGACGAGCUGGAGCUGAGGGCGGAGCGGCGUCAGGGAGAAGAACUGGAGGGGGGAGCAGCGGCGGAGGGGCCAAGAGCAGGAGCCGGUGGUGUGGGGGAAGAGGCGGGGGGCGGGGCCGGGGCCGGGGGCGAGUUGCUGGGUCGGCGGAGGUACCUGGAAGAUGGGGAUACGGUGGUGCUGCGGGGCUGGUGUGGCGGCGGCGGGGGGAAGCGCAUUGGGUUCGGGCGGUGCGAGGGCAAGCUGCUGCCGUGCCGGUAGUAGUGAGACAGUUGCACAGGCGGUUAAGCGCUGCUGGGGUAGCCGUAAUAUGGAGUGAAUACCGUGCCCAUACCCUUCUUAGG